Molecule: messenger RNA, 560 nt
Organism: Drosophila willistoni
Lineage: Eukaryota; Metazoa; Arthropoda; Insecta; Diptera; Drosophilidae
Gene: atilla
Exons: 3
Coding region: 82-528 (148 amino acids)
Biological process (GO): regulation of synaptic transmission, cholinergic; sleep; positive regulation of voltage-gated potassium channel activity
Source: RefSeq, a predicted model, not a curated record
CAGUUGUUCAGCGGCUGUCAAAGUGAACGAAACAAGCGAAAAGUGAAUUCUUCUGUUUUCUGUGUACUAAGAUCCAACAAAAUGUUUAAGCAAAUCUGUGCUCUACUGCUAAUUGCAUUGUGUCUAAUGCACCAGGGCGCUGAUGCCAUCAAGUGCUAUCAAUGCAAAUCUCUGACCGAUAGAAAUUGUGCCUUGGACAAAAUUGAUGCCACAUCGAAUGUGAGGCAAGUGGAUUGCGAGAGCGUGCCCAAACCGGCGACUAUGGAACAAUUGCAACCAGUGACCCGUUGCAAUAAGGUGGUGACCAGCGAUGCUGCCGGAGUAAUUGUGUCACGUGACUGUCACUUUGAGACCAUCGGGCAGAAGGACAAUGUCUGCACAGUGUCCCACAGCCGUCAGGUGGAUAAGUGUUUCACCUGCAAGGGAGACUUGUGCAACGCCUCAGGUGCGGCCACCAGCUAUUUGGCUUGGAGUGCUGCUGCCACCGUUCUGCUGGCCAUGAUGGGAUGGCAGCAAAUCGCAUACUAAUUGAAAAUUCCAAUAAAUUGUAAAUUAUCAAA